AUGGAGAACCUAACCUUAGUCUCUUGCUCAGCUGCUUCUCCGAAGCUGUUAGUUGGAUGGAAUUUCACUUCAUCGCUUAAACCCCCUGUAGGGUUUUCGCGCCGGACUCCUAGAGUUACCCUCCGUUGCUCUAAAAUCUCUGCCUCCGUGCAAUCUCAGCCUCCGUCUUCGCGUCCAGAGAAAGCUGGAGAAAUUGUGGUUGUGAAACACAGAAGCAAAGCUUUUGCAAGUAUAUUUUCAUCGAAUCGUGAUCAACAGACAACCUCCGUUGCUUCCCCUACUGCAACAGUGCCACCACCAUCUUCAUCAACCAUAGGAUCACCACUUUUCUGGAUUGGUGUUGGGGUUGGGCUAUCAGCUGUGUUCUCAUAUAAAUAUGCAAUGCAAACAGCUAUGAAGACAAUGAUGAACCAAAUGAAUACACAAAGUAGCCAGUUUAAUAAUCCUGGUUUCCCUACAGGAUCAGGAUCAGGAUCACCUUUUCCGUUUCCGUUUCCUCCUCAAACAAGUCCUACUUCCUCACCGUUCCAAUCUCAGCCCCAGUCUUCAGGUGCCACUGUUGAUGUGACAGCGACAAAAGUAGAUACACCUCCUUCGACUAAGCCGCAACCUGCGCCUGUAAAGAAUAUAGAAGUGGAUAAGCAAAGUGUUGUUUUGGAGGAAAACAAAGUGAAGAGAGAAGAAAAAAACUACGCGUUUGAAGAUGUUUCCCCGGAGGAAACCACAAAGGAAAGCCCGUUUAGCAACUAUGCUGAAGUCUCUGAAACUAAUGCCUCUGAAAAAGCUCGCUUAUUUGAGGAUGUUUUGCAAAAUGGAGCCACUGCUGCUCCGGCGAAUGGUGCCACUGCUUCCGAGGUUUUUCAAUCUUUGGGCGCUGGGAAAGGAGGGCCUGGUUUGUCUGUAGAAGCUUUAGAGAAAAUGAUGGAAGACCCAACAGUUCAGAAGAUGGUUUACCCACAUUUGCCUGAGGAGAUGAGGAACCCGGAAACUUUCAAAUGGAUGCUUAAAAAUCCUCAAUACCGUCAACAGCUACAGGACAUGUUGAAUAAUAUGAGUGGAAGUGGUGAAUGGGACAAGAGAAUGAUGGACACCUUAAAGAAUUUUGACCUUAAUAGUCCUGAAGUGAAGCAACAAUUCGAUCAAAUAGGACUGACCCCAGAAGAAGUCAUCUCCAAGAUUAUGGAGAACCCUGAUGUUGCAAUGGCAUUCCAGAAUCCUAGAGUCCAAGCAGCGUUAAUGGAAUGUUCUGAGAACCCAAUGAACAUCAUGAAGUACCAAAACGACAAAGAGGUAAUGGAUGUGUUCAACAAGAUUUCGCAGCUCUUCCCAGGAAUGACGGGUUGA
Messenger RNA from Microthlaspi erraticum, 1344 nucleotides. Lineage: Eukaryota; Viridiplantae; Streptophyta; Magnoliopsida; Brassicales; Brassicaceae. The record is from the annotation of a GenBank genome assembly.